CAAUUCAAACCUAACCUUUAAUUCGGCUGAUCCGUUUCAUGUGUUGUAUGUGCAUUAAUUAUCUUAUCAAAAGUGAAUAUUUUAAUAAGAAAAAAACAGUUGUAAUGUAAAAUCAAAGCCCUGGAGUGUAUUACGAAAUAAUGAAAGCAUAUUGAAUUACUUUUUGUUUUUAUUCACAUUUUUCAACUAUUAACAAUGUAUAGACAACACUCUCUUGGUAAUUUAGUUAGAAAAAAUCUAACCUUUAAAAGGUUUCAAGAUCUCAAUAUUACGAGGAAUAAACAUACCAGAAUCGACAAGAUUUUAAUAGCAAAUCGAGGUGAAAUAGCAUGUCGUAUAACAAGAACAGCAAAAAAACUUGGUGUAAAAACAGUUGGAGUAUUUAGUGAAGCCGAUAGAAAUUCAAUGCACGUUAAUUUAACCGAUGAAGCAUAUUGCAUUGGACCUGCUCCUUCUAGUCAAAGUUAUUUAAGACAGGACAAAAUUAUUUCAAUAGCCAAACAAUCAAAAUGUCAGGCAAUUCAUCCUGGUUAUGGAUUUUUAUCAGAAAAUGUUGAAUUCGCUGAACUUUGUCAAAAAUCAAAUAUUAUUUUCAUUGGUCCACCGGCGAAAGCAAUACGCGAUAUGGGUAUUAAAAGUACUUCAAAGGCAAUUAUGUCAGAAGCUGGUGUUCCUAUAAUUGAAGGAUAUCAUGGAGAAGAUCAAUCCGACGAGAUUUUAUUAGCAAAGGCAAAAUUAAUUGGAUUUCCAUUAAUGAUUAAAGCAGUAAGAGGUGGUGGUGGUAAAGGAAUGAGAAUUGCCUGGAAAGAAUCAGAAUUUCAACAAUCACUUGAAUCGGCACGUACAGAAUCUCAUAAAUCUUUUGGCGAUUCAGCUGUACUUUUAGAAAAAUAUGUCGCCGAACCAAGACACGUUGAGGUUCAAAUUUUUGCCGAUCAUUAUGGUAAUGCUGUUCAUUUAUUCGAAAGAGAUUGUUCAGUUCAGAGACGUCAUCAAAAAAUCAUUGAAGAGGCGCCGGCUCCAGGAAUAUCGGAUGAACUUCGUAUGGAAUUGGGAUCGGCGGCUGUUCGCGCUGCAAAAGCUGUUGGAUACGUUGGCGCUGGUACUGUGGAAUUUAUUUUGGAUCGUCAAACGCAUAGCUUUCACUUUAUGGAAAUGAAUACGCGUCUGCAGGUGGAACAUCCGAUUACAGAAGCAAUUACGGGAACUGACCUCGUCGAAUGGCAAUUGAAGGUGGCAGCUGGAGAAAAAUUGCCGCUGCAACAAGAGGACAUUUAUUUGCGAGGUCAUGCAUUCGAGGCCAGAAUAUACGCUGAGGAACCCAGAAAUAACUUUUUGCCAGGUGCUGGUCAACUUUCGUAUUUGGUAACACCAUCUGUCGCCGAUAAUAUUCGUGUUGAAACUGGAGUUAAGGAAAAUGAUCAAGUUUCCGUGCAUUAUGAUCCAAUGAUUGCAAAAUUAGUUGUUUGGGGUCAGGAUCGAAAUUCAGCGCUUAGAAUUUUACAUUCCAAACUUUCUGAAUAUAAUAUUGCUGGUCUAGAGACAAAUGUGGAAUUCUUAAAGGAUCUUUGUAGUCAUGAAAAAUUUAAAAAUGGAGAUGUUCACACUGGUUUUAUUGAGGAGAAUUAUAAGACUUUAUUUCCAAAAUUACAAGUGCCUAAUGAUGUAUUAGCACAGGGGACACUUGGAAUAAUAUUGAAUGAAGAAUUAGAGGCAAUGAAAAAAUCAAUAGAAACUAAUGAUCCAUUUAGUCCAUUUGCUAUCGAGAGUGGAAUUAGAUUAAAUCAUAUAUUAAUGAGGAAAUUUGAAUUUCUUGUUGGUGAGGAAAAAUUUGUCGUUGACGUGAAAUAUGUUGAGCCAGAAAUUUUUAUGAUGAGAAUCAAUGAUUCGGGAGCGUGGCGUAAAGUUACGGGUACAAUGACAAUGGAUGGUAAAACAAUGAAAUUAAACAUUGAAAUCGAUGGCGUUAUACAGAGAGUAAAUAUUGCAAAAGUUGAUGAUCAAAUUGUUCUUUUUGGAAGGGAUCGUUCUUGGAAAUUGAAAAUACCGGAACCGAAUUAUGUUUCAAGGAUUAAGAGUAAUUCGAGCAUUGAUUUAGGAGCUGCAGUGAGUCCUAUUCCUGGAAUUGUGGAUAAAAUUCUAAUAAAAAACGGCGAUAUUGUCAAUAAAGGCGAUCCACUUUUAGUUAUUGUUGCAAUGAAAAUGGAAUAUAUCAUCAAAGCGUCCAAUGAUGGUGAAAUUGGAAGUAUUUUGUGCAAAAUUGGUGACAAUGUCGCAAAAGACAAACUUCUCGUUAAAAUGAAAAAUGUGACUGAUCAGUGAAGAUAAAAUUUUUUAAUUUCAAGUGAAUUUUGCACGAAAAAUCAAGAAGUGAACUGAAAGUUAUGAACUUUAAGAGUUUAAUUAUAGUUGAAGAUAUUUUUUUAAAAUCAUUUUUAUAUACACAAUAUAUAUAUAUAUUGAAAUGUUGAAAGGUA
Molecule: messenger RNA, 2477 nt
Organism: Leptopilina boulardi
Lineage: Eukaryota; Metazoa; Arthropoda; Insecta; Hymenoptera; Figitidae
Gene: Mccc1
Product: methylcrotonoyl-CoA carboxylase subunit alpha, mitochondrial
Exons: 9
Coding region: 196-2322 (708 amino acids)
Cellular component (GO): mitochondrion
Molecular function (GO): metal ion binding; methylcrotonoyl-CoA carboxylase activity; ATP binding
Source: RefSeq, a predicted model, not a curated record